GUUGGUGUCCAUGUGAACAGCAUGGUCCACAGGUGUAGUUUUCUUUUUAUUGGAAGUACCCGCUGUUGACUUCUUUCUCUUUCUCCCGACAGUAGGCCUACCUGGGUUUAUCUCGGUAUUUUGCGCAUCGCCGCUGGGAACACUGGUAUCGGACAUUUUACCAGACCGUGUAUUCAUUCCUUAUCAAUGCCAAUGCAGGCUUGCUGAGUGAGCGUGUCUGUCUAGUUUGUCAGUCACCGGUUGUCACUCAUCAAAGUACAGCGGUGAUGCGAGGUGAUUGACAAGUUGACAACCAGUCAAUAUGAUGGAGGAGGCCGGAUGGCUCCUCCUUCAGCCUGUGAAUGCAUUUAUGAUUGGCUUGUUUCACCCUUGUCGUCACCCCGACCUAUAAUACAAUUCAAACGUAAUCUGGCGGGAGCUAGUCACAUCGUAGCCAAAUAAUGCCUGGUUUAGCCACUGAGCUAAGAGAGCUUAUUGAAGGCAGAACUAAAUCUAAAAGAAGACAUAGACAAAUAAUCAAAUGGAUGCAGAAGAAAAGGCUUCUAAGAAGAUGGAUGAGAUGCCAAAAAUGCAAACACAAGAUGAAAUUCAAGGAAUCAGUUUGUGUGGACAACUAUGCAUGGGUUUGCAAACACCAUAACCACAGAGGGAGGAAACUGAAGAGGUCAAUUAGACACAAAUCUAUAUUCAGCAAUUCAAAGGUCUCCCUCUUCAACUGGAUGCGCUUUGUGUACAGAUUUGCACAAGGCCUGCGUCUACGGCAAGUGGACAUGAUCAAUGAUGACAUUUCUGGAAGCUCAGCAACCCUGUCCAAGAUGGCUCAAAAGCUGCGAGAUGUGUGCACUACUGCGAUGGACAGAUAUCAGCAAGCAAGAGGCCAGUACAUUGGGGGGCGGCAGCAGUUUGAGGAGCUUGAGUGUUCCCGGUGUAACGAGGGAAUUGCACGCAGCCAUGUGCUGGCUGCCGGGGAUAAAGGCAGCGUCCUAGCGCCUCCGCGCUGGGUCAUAGGUUCCAGAGACGGAGUCUGGACCGGCGGUCACCGCUGCAGAGAGGAGCUUGAGUGUUCCCGGUGUAACGAGGGAAUUGCACGCAGCCGUGUGCUGGCUGCCGGGGAUAAAGGCAGCGUCCUGUGGCCCAAUUCUCACUCUCUAGACGCGGUUUGA
This is a messenger RNA of Gadus chalcogrammus (walleye pollock), 1163 nucleotides long. RefSeq lists its product as uncharacterized. The transcript has 6 exons. NCBI's taxonomy places the organism in Eukaryota, Metazoa, Chordata, Actinopteri, Gadiformes, Gadidae. The coding region runs from base 441 to 1163 and encodes 240 amino acids. The record is from RefSeq and is a predicted model, not a curated record.